Molecule: messenger RNA, 1266 nt
Organism: Anopheles nili
Lineage: Eukaryota; Metazoa; Arthropoda; Insecta; Diptera; Culicidae
Product: E3 ubiquitin-protein ligase RNF25
Exons: 4
Coding region: 1-1266 (421 amino acids)
Biological process (GO): protein ubiquitination
Cellular component (GO): nucleus
Molecular function (GO): protein binding; ubiquitin protein ligase activity
Source: RefSeq, a predicted model, not a curated record
AUGGAUGCCUUGCUUGACGAGAUCGAGUCCCUGGAGGCAAUUCUGAUGGAGGACGUUCACAUCACGAAAACUGCCAGUGGUUUUCCGGAGAUGAUUGAAACGACCGUCUUCCCGACCGUCGGUGAGGAGGUCGAUUCGCAGUACGUUUGCAUCACGCUGCAGGUGAUGCCAUCGGUUGGCUAUCCGGAUGUGCGACCGAAUGUGAAGCUGAGGAAUCCUCGUGGUCUGGAUGACAACAUCAUCGGGCAAAUUGACCGGGCCGUGCAGGCAAAGUUGGCCGAAUCCAUCGGCCAACCGGUCGUGUUCGAUUUGAUCGACAUCAUCCGGGAGCAGCUGACGGAGAGCAACCUGCCGUCGGGCCAGUGCGUCAUCUGCCUGUACGGGUUCCUCGAGGGGGACGAAUUCACGAAAACCGUGUGCUUCCACUACCUGCACAGCCACUGCUUGGCGUGUCACAUCAAUGCGUCGAAGCGCAACUACGAGGAGGAGCUCGACAAGCUGCCCAUCUGGAAGCGCAAGGAGACGAAAGCGUUCCAGGCGCAAUGUCCCGUCUGCCGGGAACCGAUCGACGUCGAGGUGGAACCGCUGAUGCGCUGCCGUCCACCGACGGAACGCGAGAAUGCCCCCAAGUUCCGGGUGACGGAUGCGCUCAAGUCGCUGCAGGCACAAAUGACCCGACUGUUUAUGCACCAGAAGAGCCGCGGUGGCAUCAUCGAUCUGGACGCCGACGAGGGCAACGUGAUAGCUAUUGAGACGGAACCCGCUAACGGCGAGAUCUCCAAAAGCACAAACGACAUUGCGAAUGGUCCUGGUGGGGCGGUGAUUCCGGACGGGAAGCCACAUAAUCACGCCCCGGUUGGGAGCAAGAAGCAUGGCUCGAACGCACAACAGCAGCAGGCGGCCAAAGGCUCGUCAAGCUCGAAGGGUUCGACCCAGAACGGGCGCCAUCGUAACACGCAAACUGCCAAUGCUAACACGCUAACGAAUGGCACGGAUGCUAGCGAGGAUCCGGACGCCUGUUCCGAUCCGUGUUGCUCCGGACGUGAUGAUCACCGUGGUGGUGGAGGACAUCGUAACCGGCGGCACAAUAAUCACCAUCACGGACGGCAUCAGCGGCAUCAUCAUCACCAUCAUCAUCAUCAUCAUCAUCACCAUCAGCACGCGCAGGGACGUGGAUCGAAUGGGGGUGCUGGUGCGGGCACGUCGAGCGGUGCCGGUGGUGCGGCCAAAAAUUUAUCGAGUCCCUGCGCAUCGGAUGCCAGGUGA